AAGGUUUACAUUGCACGUCCGUCAGUCAUUUUUAGAGAUUCAUAUUAUACAUAGGUUACAAGAAAUUCCAUAAUAAUGAAGUUUAUACCGAUUAUUUGUUUUAUUUUAUUUGCCGGUUUUGUAUAUGGUGAAGAAGAAAUUACAUUAGAUGAAGGUGUUUUAGUAUUAAAAAAAGCUAAUUUCGACAAAGCCAUCGCAGAUAAUGAAUUUAUUUUAGUUGAAUUUUAUGCUCCAUGGUGUGGGCAUUGUAAAGCUUUAGCACCCGAAUACGCUAAAGCUGCACAACAAUUAGCAGAAAAGGAGUCUUCCAUUAAAUUGGGUAAAGUAGAAGCCACUGAGGAACAAGAACUUGCCGAAAAGUAUGGAAUUCGUGGUUAUCCAACAUUAAAGUUCUUCCGUAAAGGAUCGCCAGUUGAUUAUAACGGUGGUCGUAAAGCUGAAGAUAUUGUAUCAUGGUUACUUAAAAAGACUGGCCCACCAGCUAAAGCUUUAGAUACAGUUGAUGCUGCCAAAGAAUUUAUUGAAGGUGCAAAUGUUGUUGUUGUUGGUUUCUUCAAAGAUCAAGAAUCAGCAGAUGCUAAAGUAUUCUUGGAAGUUGCUUCCGUGAAUGAUGAUAUUCAAUUCGGUAUUACAAGUGAUGACGCAGUUCUUGGUGAAUACAGUGCAGAAAAUGGCAACAUUGUUUUAUUCAAAAAAUUCGACGAAGGAAAAGCUGUCUUCGAUCAAGAACUCACUGAAGAAAACCUCAAAAAAUUCGUUGCUGCACAAUCAUUACCACUUAUUGUUGAAUUCAAUCAUGAGACAGCUCAAAAGAUCUUCGGCGGUGAAAUUAAAUCACAUUUGUUAAUCUUCUUAUCAAAAGAAAGCGGCGAUUAUGAUAAAUACAUUGAAGGCGCAAGCUCAGUCGCUAAAGAUUUCAGAACACAAGUAUUGUUUGUCACAAUUAAUGCCGAUGAAGAAGAUCAUCAACGUAUCUUGGAAUUCUUCGGAAUGAAGAAAGAAGAAGUCCCAGCAAUGCGAUUAAUCAAACUUGAAGAUGAUAUGUCCAAAUACAAACCAGAAUCACCUGAAUUAACAGCAGAUAAUAUUAAAUCAUUUGUGCAAGGUUACCUUGAUGGUACAUUGAAACAACAUCUCUUAAGUCAAGAUUUACCAGAAGAUUGGGAUAAACAUCCAGUUAAAACAUUAGUGUCAUCUAAUUUCGAUGAAGUCGUUUUCGAUACCAAUAAAGAUGUUUUAGUUGAAUUCUAUGCACCAUGGUGUGGACAUUGUAAACAAUUAGAACCAAUUUAUGUUAAAUUAGGUGAAAAAUUCGCCAGCAAUGAGAAUAUUCUUAUUACUAAAAUGGAUGCUACAGCUAACGAAUUAGAACAUACUAAAAUUACAAGCUAUCCAACACUUAGAUUAUACGCUAAAGGCGAUAAUAAAAUGAUUGAAUACAAGGGUGAAAGAACCUUAGAAGGAAUCAGCAAAUUCUUAGAAACUGGUGGAAAAUAUGGUGUAGAUGAGCUUCCAGAAGAAGCUGAAGAAGAAGAAGAUGAUGAUGUUCCAAAGAAAGAUGAAUUAUAAAAAGUUACAUUACGUCGCAAGAUAUAUCACCAAAAAAUAUCCAUAACUAGAAAAAUCAAUUUCUAUAAAUAACAUUAAUUAAUUGAACAUCGUCAAAGUUUUUUUUUUAACCAGACAACAUUGUUACAGUGAAACAUAAUAUUAUUUUGAUGAUGUUUUAUACGUGAGACUGGUUGGUUGUGUGUUUAGAACCAAUAGUUAAAAUAAGAAUUAAAAAAUUGUAACAAGAAGAAACCUCGAAAGAACGCAAUUAGUUAUUUUCAAUUGUAGGGUAAUUCUAACCAAAUAGUGUACAAAUUUUUUGGUGUAGUAAAAAUGUUAUUUACCAUUAAUUAUUAAUUAAUGAAAAAAUAUUUGGUUGUAAUUACCGUACGAACUAAUAUAUAAAGAGUAUUCGUUAAAUUUCAAAAUACAAACUGUUUUAUUUCUCACAAUGAGAAAACACUUAUUUGUUUUAUUACUUUCGUUUUUUUUUUUUAUUUAAAAUACUCUCUCUUCCAAAUAAUUUAAUUUUUUUAAAUUCUUUUUUAUUUAAAUUUAAUGUAAUCUCAUUCCAUAAGUCAAAAUUUAUGAAAAAUUCCGUUACGCACAUUUUUUCGAAUGGUAAUGAGAAAAAAAAUUGCUUUUCUUUGUAAUAAUUGUGAUUUUAUGUGCAUUUUUCGAUACAUUUUUUUUCUGUUGAUGUAAAAGCAUUCCAGAUCAACAACUAGCGAUUAAAAAAACUUAAGAUUUUAAAAAAUAAAAUUGCUAUUUAGAUAUUUCGAUGGAAUGAAUGUGUAUUUUUUUAUAUUUUACAUUAAAUAAAACAAUUUAAUUGAA
Molecule: messenger RNA, 2388 nt
Organism: Chrysoperla carnea
Lineage: Eukaryota; Metazoa; Arthropoda; Insecta; Neuroptera; Chrysopidae
Gene: Pdi
Product: protein disulfide-isomerase
Exons: 4
Coding region: 76-1569 (497 amino acids)
Biological process (GO): response to endoplasmic reticulum stress; protein folding
Cellular component (GO): endoplasmic reticulum
Molecular function (GO): protein disulfide isomerase activity
Source: RefSeq, a predicted model, not a curated record